This is a messenger RNA of Cuscuta epithymum, 1557 nucleotides long. NCBI's taxonomy places the organism in Eukaryota, Viridiplantae, Streptophyta, Magnoliopsida, Solanales, Convolvulaceae. The record is from the annotation of a GenBank genome assembly.
CUCUCCCAUGAGUUUCCAUAAAUCUUCCCCUCCGUAAUCAUUAUAUAGGUUUUCAAAAGUACCUGUUAAAACUUUUCAACUUUUCCGGCUUAAUUCACUUUUACAAUUCAACUUUGCAGCAAACAAACGUUAAUCCUGGUGAUUUUUUAAACCUUUUCUGAUGUAAUUUAUUGCGGGUGGAAUUCUAGUUGUUUUGUGAAUGCAAAAAGCUCCGCCUGCAGUCUAUGGCAUGAAGUCUUAAGACUUGAAGAAGAAUGUAAUCAAAGCAAGAAUGGGGUUAAUUUUGAACUGAUGAAAGUAAAUAUCCAUGGGACUAUCCGCCUCCUUAUAAGAACCGCUUUCUCCCGGUGUUUACGGUGCUGUAAAGUUAAAGUAUUUUCGUAGUCGUUGCUAAUACAUAUGUUUACAAUGCUCAGAUGUUCUAGAUUUAGACCUUAACACACCGCCUAGGGUUGAAGAUCGUUCAGUAAUGGACACUGCUACUGACGUGAAUACAAAUUUAGAGCUUGGACUGCCUCAAGUGCAAGUUAUGGCAAAUAUCGAUGUUGUAGAUGAUGAUGAUGAUGAUGUUCUGAUAUGCUCCCCAAGAAGGUUUGCGGAGGCUAAGGAAAAGGCAAGGAGGAACUGUCCUGUAAUAGAAGUGCUAGAUGAUGAAACUGAAGCACACCAAGGAUCCCCAGAAGGGUUGAUUCGUGCUGGCAGUAACAGACGAAGGAGAGAUUCAAGAAGGAAUGGUGCAAAUAUUGUGUGCAUAGAUUUGGAAGCUCCUGAAAAGUGCAAGAGCAAGGAUUAUAUUAAGCAGCCUAAAAAGGUGUUCCACCAGCAGGCAGCAGCUCAACCGCCAGCACCGCCUGCCUUAAGUUGUCCAGUUUGUAUGGCACAGCUGGUGGAAGAGACGUCAACCAAAUGUGGACAUAUUUUCUGUAAGAAAUGUAUAGUUGCUGCAAUAGCUGCCCAAGGGAAAUGCCCCACCUGUAGACGGAAUCUCAAAGCCGGAAAAGACACUUUCAGGGUCUACCUUCCGACAUCUUAUUAACAUGACAAGAUUCCAAAGUGUAAGCUUGAUCUAUCCCCUGCCCUUGGCGUUACUCACCCUCUAAUUUAGUUGAUGUAGAGGAGUAUGUGGAGUGCAUGGAGGGUAUAUUGGUCUAACCUUUCUAAUUAUGAUGAUUUAGGGGAUUGGCUUUGAUUUUCCUGUUCCUCUCUUGUAGCAAGAGUCUUUGUCCCCUCCAUGUUAGGGGUUUUGUUUCUAUUGGUGACAAUAAAAUGAGUAGUUAAUUAUGUUUUUCUAUGGGCAUUUUGACAUUUUGUAGAACCCAAACAGUGAAAGAGUAUCCUGCUAGGCUUCCUAAAGCCAAUGUGGCAUCCUUUUUUUUUUUUUUUUGAGAAAGCCAAUUUCAUACUACGUCUUGAGUUCCGUUAUGUUGUUAUCUAUAUUUGUUGUAAUCAUCUAAAAGGCUACCACAAAUCAAGUUUUGCUUGGAAAAAUUUCAUGUCCAUGAAAUUGAUGGUUCGUGCGUACCAGCUAUUUAUGAUACUCAUUACUCAUUAGCCAAA